AUGACGGAGCGUGCGCGCGACGCGCUGCUACAGCGGUAUGGAGACCAGUCGUCGCAUACAAAAAUAGUAGGACCCGAUGCGAUUGCGGCUACAAAAAAGAAACGCGCGGAGCUGCGGCGGUUAGCGGCAUUAGCGAGCCGCGAGUCGGACGAAGAAGAUUUUAUUCCGCUGCAAGCGUCGACGAGUCGCGCCGUUACGAGUACAGCGCGGCAAGAAGUGGUGGAAUACAAAGCUGGUCACCGUGGUCCACAUCCAGAAUCUGGACUGCAGCGGGAAGAGGACGAGCUAGGGAGCGGUGAAGAAGAACAUGCCGAAUAUACAGGAGCGACCGAGCGGAUACCGUUGGGACGCGAAGAAGAACGUAGGCGCAAACAAGAACGACGCAAAGAAAUGCGUCGGCUGAUUGACGUGGCAAAUGGUGCGCCAGACGAAGAUGAUGAUAUUACGAUUGUUGUGCGCGAGAAGCGACAACCCAACGUGGUGCAAAAACCAUCCAAUACCCACACGACGAUUCACGAGAGCCAGGCGGACGCGUUUGAGCCUGUGGAUAUGGAGACAGAGACGAUCAUGGUGACUGAAGAGGAUCCAGAUGAGAGGGCAGAGCAGGAGGCAUGGGAGGCUGCACAACUGAGCCGGAUGGACAUGCCAGGCUUGCGACAAGCGCCGAGAGAACCGUCGCCAUACCGUGCGGCAGAAACGCCACGUACCGCGCCAUUGCCCACGCCCACUUCGUGCUUUGCAAGAUUACAAUUAAGAAUCAAUGCGCUAGAGAAGCACAUUGCCGAGCAAGAGCAACGCCAGGCCGAUGCAGACAGUGCGCUUGAUAAACUGGACGCGGAAGAGGACAAUUUAAAAGAGACCAUUGUGCUUGCGGAAACUAAGAACGCAUGGUUUACAGAGUUUAACACAUUUGUCAGCUCUCUUGCCGAAUUCCUGGAGGUGAAGAUGCCGCUGCUUGAAACCCUUGAGCACAAUGCACUCUCUUUGCUGACAGAUAGAACAGCGUCGCGCCAGCGCGCUCACGCGCUUGUGAUGGAGGAUUGUAUUGCGCUUUUUCAUGGCGUUUCCUCUGCAUCUAUAUGGCCCGCACGCUUGAGUGGCGAUGGCUCUGUGCGCCCCACCGACACAGAUGGCCCGUGGGACGCAAAUGUGCGAAUGGCACGCCGUGCGCCACUCCCAAUUGAAGAUACUAGCGACGCGCGGCUCAGCCCCGCCGAACUCGCUGAAUUUGUGCGUGGACGCGAAGCGCUUGCCGAAAAUACCGCCCACCUGCUAGCCGAUACGAAUGCGCCCGAGUUCCAGGACCCGGCAGCGAAAGAUGCUGAUCAUACUUGGCUUGCAGGUUCACUUGUAGCGCGUUUUGAUGCGUGGCGAAACCAGUUUCCUGACGAGUACGAUAUGGCAUGGGGCGGACUUGCACUUGCAAACGCCUGGGAAUUCUGGGCGCGCUAUGAACUGGCCGCGUGGGAUCCUCUCUGGUGCACGGAUCCAGCCUGCCAAGUCGAACCUCACGAAGCUCGACUGUACGGCCCCCCCGCGGGUCUCGAAGGAUUUGUGUUUGAACAAGCGUCCACCGAGUACGUAGAAGCCAGCGCGACGGACCGCGGCGGUGAUGCGGAAAUCUCCGCGACACUGGUCUCGAGCGCCAUGAUCCCACGACUAAUUGCGAUCGCCUCUCAAGGCAUCUACGAUCCAUGGAGCACAAAAGAGACGGAAGCAGCCCUGGUGCUCAUGGAGCAAGCUACCUAUGUGUUGGACGCCAGCAGCCCCCGGCUUCAGUCGUUAGCACAAGCAUUUUUGCAGUCGUUCAAGGAGCACGUCCACGCACUGCAUACGGUGCUCAAUACAGCGCCUACAAUGCCCGGACCAUCACUUCACCCCGACGUGGUCCCUGCGCGCAUGUUUGUGCUCGAGGAGACGGUCCGUCUUGCUCAAAAUCUCGCGCAAUGGAGCCUGUAUUGGGUAGGGCCACAUGCAUUGCCGUGGAGUAAGAGCGACCGCGUUGUUUACGAGACACUGGCAGAAACAACGGCAAGCAUAGUGUGUUUGCUUGCGGCGCACUUGGGCAGCCAUGGUGUUGCAAUGGUGCGUGUAUUGCUAUCCAACACGCCUCGCGCCCUGCUGCAAACAAGUGCAUGGAGCAUGCUCGACGCAUUUGUACUACAACCCCAGUGA
This is a messenger RNA of Malassezia vespertilionis, 2175 nucleotides long. RefSeq lists its product as uncharacterized. The transcript has a single exon. The record is from RefSeq and is a predicted model, not a curated record. Gene Ontology annotation, molecular function: DNA binding. Gene Ontology annotation, biological process: mRNA splicing, via spliceosome; spliceosomal complex disassembly. Gene Ontology annotation, cellular component: nucleus; U2-type post-mRNA release spliceosomal complex. The coding region runs from base 1 to 2175 and encodes 724 amino acids. NCBI's taxonomy places the organism in Eukaryota, Fungi, Basidiomycota, Malasseziomycetes, Malasseziales, Malasseziaceae.